Halteromyces radiatus is the source of this 1335-nucleotide messenger RNA. Its product is annotated as diacylglycerol acyltransferase-domain-containing protein. Gene Ontology annotation, biological process: triglyceride biosynthetic process. The record is from RefSeq and is a predicted model, not a curated record. Gene Ontology annotation, cellular component: endoplasmic reticulum membrane. The transcript has 4 exons. Lineage: Eukaryota; Fungi; Mucoromycota; Mucoromycetes; Mucorales; Cunninghamellaceae. Gene Ontology annotation, molecular function: diacylglycerol O-acyltransferase activity. Bases 44 to 1201 code for a protein of 385 amino acids.
UACACCUUUUUUUUUUAAAAAAAAAUAGCAGAAAACUCUUCUCAUGUCAGCCACUCCUCCAAACGAAAAAGAUCAACCACCAUCAGAACAACAAAAAGAAGAACUUCUACAUAAAGAUACUGUUGUGGAAAGCACACCUCCUCCAAGUGAAAAAGGAAAAGUGAGCACUGAAGAAGAUACAACCACCAAAAAAGAACAUCAUGUACGUUGGGCUCCACUCAAAAUCCCUUUAACUCGACGAUUACAGAUGGCCGCCAUUCUCUUUUAUAUUAGUCUUCUUUUGAUUUGUUUAUCAGUCUUUACUUACGCUCUCCUUGUUCCUUUUUUGUGGCCUUUGGUCAUCGCCUAUGUUACUUUUAUCUAUUUGGACAAGGCACCUGAAAAUGGUGGAAGAAGAUUGGAAUGGACAAGACAUUUACGUAUCUGGAAAUACUUUGUUGAUUAUUAUCCCAUUUCAUUAGUCAAGGAAGCUGAUUUGGAUCCUUCAAAGAAUUAUGUGUUUGGAUAUCAUCCACAUGGUAUAAUCUCCAUGGGUGCAUUUGGUAACUUUGCAACGGAAGCAACAGGAUUCAGUGAAUUAUUCCCAGGCAUCAAGCCUUCUUUAUUGACUUUGGUUUCCAAUUUCAAGUUACCCUUUUAUCGUGAUAUCAUCAUGUCUCUUGGUAUAGCUGCUGUGUCUCGUAACUCUUGUGAAAAUAUACUGGCAUCUGGUCCAGGUCGAUCUAUUGUCAUUGUUGUAGGUGGUGCUGCUGAAUCUUUAAGUGCACGUCCUGGCAUUGCCGAUUUGACAUUGAAAAAGCGAUUGGGUUUUAUUCGUUUGGCCAUUCUUCAUCAAGCUUCUUUGGUACCUACCUUCUCCUUUGGUGAAAAUGAUAUUUAUGAACAAAUGGAUAAUUGUAAAGGAUCAACUGUAUGGAAGAUUCAAAAACGAAUGCAACAUGUAUUAGGUUUCACUAUGCCUCUCUUCCAUGCCCGCGGUAUCUUCAACUAUGACGUUGGCAUUAUUCCCUUUAGACAUCCUAUUGUUACUGUUGUUGGCAAACCUAUUCCUGUACCCACACUUGAACCUGGUGUUGAACCUACUCAAGAACAAUUAUUGACUGUUCAAACUGCUUACAUUGAUGAAUUACAAGCUAUUUAUGAUAAAUACAAGGAUGUUUACGCGAAGGACCGGAUACAAGAUUUACGCAUCAUAGAAUAGUCAUCAUGAUAUUAUUCUUAGUUUAAAAAAAAAAAAUAGAAUUUAUUUUUAUUCCAUCAAUUGAAAUGUAUGCACAUGCAAAUAAAAUAAAAAUAAUAAUAAAAAAAAACUUCUCAUGUCCUAUAUCUUAUCAA